AUGGCUGACGCUGCCCCCCGUGGACGUGGAGGAUUCGGUUCGCGCGGCGACCGCGGUGGUGACCGUGGCCGUGGCCGUGGCCGCCGUGGCCGUCGCGGUCCCCGACAGGAGGAGAAGGAGUGGCAGCCCGUCACCAAGCUCGGCCGCCUCGUCAAGGCCGGCAAGAUCACCAGCAUGGAGCAGAUCUACCUGCACUCGCUGCCCAUCAAGGAGUUCCAGAUCGUCGACUUCUUCCUGCCCAAGCUCAAGGACGAGGUCAUGAAGAUCAAGCCCGUCCAGAAGCAGACCCGUGCCGGUCAGCGCACCCGCUUCAAGGCUAUCGUCCUCAUCGGUGACUCCGAGGGCCACAUCGGUCUUGGUAUCAAGACCUCCAAGGAAGUCGCUACCGCUAUCCGUGCCGCCAUCACCAUCGCCAAGCUGGCUGUGCUUCCCGUCCGGAGAGGUUACUGGGGUACCAACCUCGGUGAGCCUCACUCGCUGCCCGUCAAGCAGUCCGGCAAGUGCGGUUCCGUCUCGGUUCGCCUCAUCCCCGCCCCCCGCGGUACCGGUCUCGUUGCCUCCCCCGCCGUCAAGCGUCUCCUCCAGCUGGCCGGUAUCGAGGACGCUUACACCUCGUCCUCCGGCUCCACCAAGACCCUCGAGAACACCCUCAAGGCCACCUUCGUUGCCGUCGUCAACAGCUACGGCUUCCUCACCCCCAACCUCUGGAAGGAGACCAAGCUCAUCCGGAGCCCUCUGGAGGAGUUUGGCGAUGUCCUGCGUCAGGGCAAGAAGUACUAG
Penicillium lagena is the source of this 780-nucleotide messenger RNA. RefSeq names its product 40S ribosomal protein uS5. The record is from RefSeq and is a predicted model, not a curated record. Bases 1 to 780 code for a protein of 259 amino acids. NCBI's taxonomy places the organism in Eukaryota, Fungi, Ascomycota, Eurotiomycetes, Eurotiales, Aspergillaceae. The transcript has 2 exons. Gene Ontology annotation, molecular function: RNA binding; structural constituent of ribosome. Gene Ontology annotation, biological process: translation. Gene Ontology annotation, cellular component: ribosome; cytosolic small ribosomal subunit.